CGCAGCAUUUCGACGUGAGCAAGAGGAAAAACAGGGCGCAGGCGCGGAGUCUCAGCUGUGGGCAGCUCGGCGGGUUGUCUCUCUGGAAGGAAAAAUAUAAUUCUCAGCAAAGCAGAAUUCAGAGAUUGCGUCAAGUACGAGCUGUUAAUCUGGAAUCGGUGAAGAAUGGCAGCAGAUAAAGCAGGAGAACAGGGCACAGAAAAGAACGAAGGUUCUGCCAACUGCUCCGGUAUCUCUGACCAAGAAAAAGAGCUGUCCAGGUGCUCCUUCCAGGCUUUCACGGCCGGAAACUAUGAAGCAUGUCUUCAGCAUCUUGGUGAGCUGAAAGAAAUUAACAAAGAUGACUACAAAAUAAUGCUGAAUAUGGCAGUUACUGAAUUCUAUAAAAGUGACCAGAGUACAACAGACAGUCUAAAACACACACUAAAUCAGCUGCGGAAUGAGGUCCAUUCGGCUGUGGAUGAGAUGGACAGCUUAGAUGAUGUGGAAAACAGCAUGCUUUAUUAUAACCAGGCGGUAAUCCUGUAUUAUCUGCGCCAGCACAUGGAAGCCAUUGCCAUUGGGGAGAAGCUUUAUCAGUUCAUUGAGCCAUUUGGUAGGCCUCUGAGAAUGUCCAGAACGUCGUCCCAGAACUCUAAAGGACCAUGUGCAUCAUGCAGACGAGAAGAGAAGUUUGCACACGCUGUGUGCUUCCUGCUGAUUGACCUAUACCUUCUAACUUACCAAACUGAAAAAGCCUUACACCUUCUGGUGGUAUUGGAAAAAAUGAUCUUACAAGGCAGCAACCAUAAUAAAAAUGGUAAAAAUAAUGAGACAAAUAAUAGUAGUAACAACAAAGAAGCACUAAACGCGAGGACUGAAGGAGGCGCUCAGUUAGAAGCUGCAAAGUCCAAAAUUCAUCAGUACAAAGUAAGGGCGUACAUUCAAAUGAAAUCUUUGAAAGCGUGCAAAAGGGAGAUAAAGUCUGUCAUGAACACAUCUGGCAAUUCUGCCCCCUCACUGUUCCUAAAAAGUAAUUUUGAGUACCUCAGAGGCAACUAUCGGAAAGCUGUGAAAUUACUCAACUCUUCAAAUAUCUCGGAACAUCCAGGAUUCAUGAAAACUGGUGAAUGUCUUCGCUGCAUGUUUUGGAAUAAUCUUGGGUGCAUUCAUUUCGCUAUGGGAAAGCACAAUUUAGGAUUAUUCUACUUCAAAAAGGCCAUCCAGGAAAAUGAUAACGCUUGUGCGCAGUUAAUGUCCUCAACCACAGAUCAAGGGAGGAAAUUUUCCGGUAGACCGAUGUGCACGCUAUUGACCAACAAGCGCUACGAGCUGCUAUACAACUGUGGGAUUCAGCUUUUGCACAUUGGCAGACCGCUGGCAGCUUUUGAAUGUUUGAUAGAAGCCGUUCAAGUGUAUCAUUCAAACCCUCGGCUCUGGCUAAGACUGGCAGAGUGUUGCAUAGCUGCCAAUAAAGGGACACCUGAACAGGAAGCUAAAGGUCUUCCAAGCAAGAAGGGCAUAGUACAGUCUGUAGUAGGCCAGGGUUAUCAUCGGAAAAUAGUCCUAGCUUCACAAUCCGUUCAGAAUCUCUUGUACAAUGAUGGAGAAUCUUCCGCCAUUCCAGUAGCCAGUAUGGAAUUUGCAGCUAUUUGCUUAAGAAAUGCUUUGCUUCUUUUGCCGGAGGACCAGCAAGAUGGCAGCAAAGAGAAUGGUGCAAAGAAUAGUCAGCUGGGCAACACCGACUCCAGUGGGGAGGGCACUGAAGCGUGCAGUAAAAACCAUGAAAGCGAUAAAUUCCUGCCAGCUCCACCUUCUUCACCUCUGAAACGGCAAGAACUUGAAAAUCUAAGGUGUUCUGUACUCGCCUGUAGUGCCUAUGUUGCCUUGGCUUUAGGCGAUAACCUCAUGGCCCUAAACCAUGCAGAAAAACUCCUUCAGCAGCCCAGAUUGUCGGGAUCUUUGAAGUUCUUGGGGCAUUUGUACGCAGCUGAAGCACUUAUCUCUCUGGACAGGAUCUCAGAUGCCAUCACUCAUUUGAACCCGGAGAAUGUCACAGAUGUGUCCCUUGGGGUUUCGUCGAAUGAACAGGAGCAAGCAUCCGAUAAAGGAGAAAAUGAACCUAUGGAAUCUGUGGGAAAGCAAAUGCCCCAGUGCUACCCAAGUUCAGUCACUUCAGCUAGGACCAUGAUGCUGUUUAACCUCGGGAGCGCAUACUGUUUACGCAGCGAAUAUGAUAAAGCAAGAAAGUGUCUUCACCAGGCUGCAUCCAUGAUCCAUCCCAAGGAAAUCCCACCAGAGGCAAUACUGCUGGCAGUCUACCUAGAACUACAGAAUGGCAAUACCCAGCUGGCUUUGCAGAUCAUCAAAAGAAACCAACUUCUACCGUCUGUUAAAAUCAUGUCGGAUCUUCGAAAGAAACAGUUAUUCCAGCCAAUCCAUCAGCCGAUGCAGCCAAUUCAGAUGCCCGCGUUCACCACCGUUCAAAGGAAAUGAUGUAUGCCUUUCAUAGGACUGUCAGCUGAAAUGCUACAAACCUCUACCAGUUCAUCAAUAAAUGGCAUAUUGGACUUUU
This is a messenger RNA of Bufo gargarizans (Asiatic toad), 2554 nucleotides long. RefSeq names its product CCR4-NOT transcription complex subunit 10 (gene CNOT10). NCBI's taxonomy places the organism in Eukaryota, Metazoa, Chordata, Amphibia, Anura, Bufonidae. Gene Ontology annotation, biological process: mRNA catabolic process; negative regulation of translation. Bases 166 to 2475 code for a protein of 769 amino acids. The record is from RefSeq and is a predicted model, not a curated record. The transcript is spliced from 21 exons. Gene Ontology annotation, molecular function: protein binding. Gene Ontology annotation, cellular component: CCR4-NOT complex.